Molecule: messenger RNA, 1075 nt
Organism: Arachis stenosperma
Lineage: Eukaryota; Viridiplantae; Streptophyta; Magnoliopsida; Fabales; Fabaceae
Exons: 5
Coding region: 111-836 (241 amino acids)
Source: RefSeq, a predicted model, not a curated record
CGUAGCAUGCGAUGAACACAACACCAUGGAUUGAUUGAUUUCCCAAAAAGUGUUCCAUUCUUCCCUCUCACGUAAACCAACUCUCUCUCUUUCUCUCUCUCUCUCUCCCGAUGGCAAUGGCUGAAACCUCUGCACUUUGCUUCUCAAGAUUCAGAUUCCCUUCUUCUCUUGCAUCAAUUUCUCGUUCCACGCUAUCAUCUCCUCUCUCCCCGCUUUUCAGCUCCUCAUUCAAUUUCUCAUCAUCUCGUUCUUCUCGCCAUCAUAUCGUGGUCAAAGCUACCGAUGACUCUUCCAACCUAUCCGGUGAUGAUCCUUUUCGAUCUUUCCCGUGGUUCCAAUCCGACUCCGAAAUUCAAUGGGUUCAUGAGGAUAGAAUUACAUUGUUCACCGCUGAUGGACUGGUGCAGAUUGGAGGCUCCAUCACCCCUCGCCAUGUUAGCUCUUCAGAUAAGCAGCAGGGGAAAUUCAAAACUUCUCAAAAACAACGGUUCCAAGAAAGUAAUUACAUGGAUCCCGAUCAAGGCCUUUGUUUAGGCGCACUAUUCGAUAUUGCAGCUACUAAUGGACUUGAUAUGGGAAGAAGAUUCUGCAUUUUUGGCUUCUGCCGUUCCAUUGAGAUGCUCAGUGAUGUAGUUGAAGACACUGUCUUAGAGCAUGGUGGGGAGGUUAUUAUGGCAGAGAAGGAAGUCAAAGGUGAUUUGCAUGAAAAGCUAACCAUGACUGUUGCAGUGCCAUUACUAUGGGGUGUUCCUCCGGCAUCUGAGACGCUUCAUCUAGCUGUUAAAAGUGGUGGAGGUAUUGUAGACAAGGUCUAUUGGCAAUGGUACUUUCUGUAAAUACAAAACAUAGAUCUCUAACCAUUCUUUCUGCAAAUUUGUAUAUAAAAUUGUGCUUCUGAAUAUGCUCAAAAAGAGUUAUCCUCAUUUGUAUCUCUCUGUAUAUGUACAAGAAAAAAACUAUUGUCAUGUUAAUAAUAAAACAACAUGACGUUGUUUGAUUCAUACAACCGAUUCAUGACAAGACAUGAUUGUUAUUCUUGUAGUUUAUACUUAAUAUUCAACUGUUUUUUUGUUCA